ACGCGCAGUGAUCCGGACCAUGACCAAAUAAAUUUAGUCGUGAUACGGACUUACAAUUUAUAUUAGUCUUAUAUUAGAUUAUUUAGAUUUAUAUUUUAUCCACAGAAUGAAUUUGUAUAUUUUAUAUUAAUAUUUAUUUAUUCAGUUUGUCUGUGAUAUAUCCUCGGAUCACUGUCUAAGAAUAUAAUAUAAAGAUAUAUUGCAAUUCUUAUAACCGUACUCACAAAAGUUACAGCCUCCUAAAGUUUAUUUAUUAUUAAAAUAAUUUUCAAUUAAUAAUUAAUAAAAUAAAUUUGAAUAAUGAAAACGCGUAAGUGUUGUGUAAAAGGAUGCACUAGUGUAAAAAGAAACCCUAAAGUUUCUUUUUUUAAUGUACCUAAAGCUAAUUAUUUAGCUUGGAACUUAGCAGUGAGUAAUGCUAACCAUGAGAAAACAAUUGUAAAACGUGUAUGUGCUGAACAUUUUCAACCUGACGAUAUAAUAGAUACAUAUUCAAUUCCUGACGAUGUCGCCAAUGAAGUUGGAAACAGAAUCAAAAUUGGUUUGAAAAAGGGGAGUGUUCCUUCCAUUUUUUCUUCUGUUGAUAAAAUAAGUAAUGAAUUUGUACCUUCUGUCAAUAAUUUGAAUUCUGAUCACAAUUAUGCCAAUUGUUCAGUUAGUCAUCAAGUCAAUAAACCUAAAAUAAGAAAGAUAUUCAUAGAAAAUAUGUCUGAAAAUAUUGUUGAGAUAUUGACAUUUAAUGACCUAACAGCAAAUUUUAAAAAAGCUGUAUUACCAGAAGGAUGGACAUCACAUUUUAGUAAUGAUGAAAUUGUUUUUUAUAAACCAAAAUUCAGUGAUGAUAAAAUGAAAAUAGAAAAGCAAUUAGUUUUUAAAAGUACGUUGGAAAUAUGUGUUUAUGUUUACCAAUUUACUAUUCAAACUGAAAAAAUAAGCAGCACAUUAAAAUAUCCAAUUAGCUUAACAAGUCUGUCGCAACUAAUUAAAGUUCUUGAUUUAAAAAAAAUUUGUGGAGGUGGUCCAAGAUCAAUAGAUUUUCCAGGAGUUCGGGUAAAAACUGCAACCUUGGAAAAUAAUCAAUUAUGGCGUCACCAAAAAUGUCCAAUUUUAAUAGACAUAAAAACAAAAAAAUGUUCAGCCUGCAACUUCUUGAUUAAAUAUUUUAGAAAAUCGUCGAAGCAAGUAAAACAAUCAACACACAUUGGAUGUACUCUUACGCCAACAAAAUGUAGUAUAGUAAAAAAUUUGAAAAGAUCCAAUUCAAGGUUACGGACUACGAUUACUAAGAUCAAUUUUGAAUUAAAAGAGCUACAAGAAAAACAAAGAAAAUAUCAAAUGACUGAACAAAACAAAUCUCAGAUUCAGAAAAUUUAAGUAAUCCUCAAAAACUGUUAGUCAAAGAAACUGUUUCAGUUUGAAUUGUACAGCUCAAUUAGUCUUAAAAUCUUCUUGAAAAUGCUGGUGCUUAGGAUGAUGGAUUAGUGUCAGACGGAGCAACUUGUAAUUGCCAAUUAUGGUGAAAACUGGGUAAGAUCAUAUUAUAUGGCUUGACAAUUGGGAUGACUAACUUAAUAAACAAAAUAUUUUAAAAGAAGAAUUUUUAACCAAAUCAACAGUGGAUGGUUUACGAGUAUCAGUUUGAUAGUAAGUAGUUGCCAACUACUUCCAUAACCGGCCAAAUAAUAAGAAGAUGUGUGCUGCCAACACGGAUCUAACUUUUAACUAUUAAUUCAGUUCCAGAUGCACUUUGUUUUAUAUACGUAUCUUUUAUAUUAGCACUUUUAUUUUGUAUAUUAAAUUCUGUUAUAUUUGUAAACUGUUAUCAGUACCUUUGACUAUGAACCAUCUUAAACUAACUUAUAUAUAUAUAUAUUGUUUCCUGUUAAUAAUUGUUACAGUGUUAUUAAUUUAAUUGUAAUAAUUUCUUAUUAAUGAUUGUGAUUUGUUAUGCUGUAUUAUAGAAUCUUUUUUCGUGUAAAUUAGUAAAAUAAAAUAUUAUUAGUUUCAACAAACUUAAAUGCUAGUAUAAGUUUUCAGUAAAAAUUAAAAAAAAAAAUAAUAUCUGAAAUAAAUAUUUUUGUUACAUAAUAUAUAUUAUAUAAAUGAUGUAGUAUUAUACAUUCUUUACAUUAAUUGUAUUGUCACCUACCCAUCAAUUAUUUGGUAUGGCUAGACAAGUUAAUGGACCAAACUACCUCUGUUCAACAACUUGUAUACAAGAACUGUAUUCAAUAUUUAAACCGGGAAUUGUAAGAUUUUGGAUGUUAAUAUACCAAAAAUAUCAAUCAACAAUUUUAAAUCUGUCCAACAACAGAGCAAACAGCUGAUAAGCUUAAAUCAUUAAAAAAUAUAUUGG
This is a messenger RNA of Metopolophium dirhodum (rose-grain aphid), 2356 nucleotides long. RefSeq lists its product as uncharacterized. The record is from RefSeq and is a predicted model, not a curated record. Bases 301 to 1374 code for a protein of 357 amino acids. Lineage: Eukaryota; Metazoa; Arthropoda; Insecta; Hemiptera; Aphididae. The transcript has 8 exons. Gene Ontology annotation, molecular function: sequence-specific DNA binding.